Messenger RNA from Hemibagrus wyckioides, 852 nucleotides. RefSeq lists its product as uncharacterized. The record is from RefSeq and is a predicted model, not a curated record. The transcript has 2 exons. Gene Ontology annotation, cellular component: cytoplasm; nucleus. Gene Ontology annotation, molecular function: protein tag activity; ubiquitin protein ligase binding. Bases 148 to 624 code for a protein of 158 amino acids. Lineage: Eukaryota; Metazoa; Chordata; Actinopteri; Siluriformes; Bagridae. Gene Ontology annotation, biological process: modification-dependent protein catabolic process; protein ubiquitination.
ACAGAAAGGGGGCGUGGUUAUUAGACUAUAUAAGGAACCGUGGUCGGCUGCAGCGGGAGAGUUUGAGGUGAUACUCGAGACUUUAAAGAGGACGAGGAUUUUCAGGACACAUUCAUCACCUGUAUAAAAGGUCAUUAAGCAGCAGAUAUGAUGGAGCUCAACAUUAAAGUCCUGAGCGGGGAAACGAAGACCGUGCACGUGAAUCCAGGUGCUACAAUCGGUCAACUCAAGCAUAAAGUCGCCCAAAUCUUUAAUGCAAGUCCUCUACGGAUGAAGCUUUCUGUCACCAAUGGGCGAGUGGUGCAGCUGGACAAUGACCAGAUGACUGUGAACCAUUAUGGUCUGAGUUCAGGAGCCACCGUGAUGCUGCUGAUCUCCAUGACUCCCGUGCCACUUCAGGUGUUCGUGAAGAAUGAGAAGGGGCAGACGAAGACAUAUGACAUUACUGAUGAAGAAACCGUCGAUCAGUUGAAGAGUAAGGUCCGCCAAAAAGAAGGAACACCAGAGGACCAGCAGCGGCUGAUCUUCAAUGGUAGACAGCUGGACUCUGGCAGGAAGCUGCAGGAUUACGACAUUGUUUCUGGAAGCACCAUUCAUAUGACCCUCCGUCUGCGUGGAGGCUGAUGGGACAGAAACACUUGGAGAUCAUUUUAGCCUAAAAAAUGUAACAUGAUUCAUCUCGUAAUGUUUGUUACAGAUUACUGAGGUGUCUUCAUUCUUUUUGCACUCAACUGAUUCUUCUUUUCAGAAAGUGAUUUUCUCCAGAAUCAUUUCUGAAUAUUCCAGAAUCUUUUUCUAUUCCAUUAUAGAAAAUUAUAUUUAUACCAUUUUAAGUUUGCUUGCUUUACUGUU